CAGGGGUGACUGACCAUUUGGAAACUCGGGUACUGCCCAAGGGCCGGGGAUCAGUAGGGGGCCCCAUGAGAUGCCCCUGGUACCUUUUUCAUAGGCUUUUUUGAGUUUGGGCAAGGACACAAGGGCCCCAUGAUCCCCUAUUGCCCGGGGCCCCAUGAGUUGUCAGUCCACCCGUUUCUUAGUGCCGCCCACCUGUGCCCAGCAGUGCACCCACCAGUGCCACCCACCUGUGCCCAUCAGUGCAACCCACCUGUG
Molecule: messenger RNA, 255 nt
Organism: Staurois parvus
Lineage: Eukaryota; Metazoa; Chordata; Amphibia; Anura; Ranidae
Source: the annotation of a GenBank genome assembly